Molecule: messenger RNA, 735 nt
Organism: Lathyrus sativus (Indian pea)
Lineage: Eukaryota; Viridiplantae; Streptophyta; Magnoliopsida; Fabales; Fabaceae
Source: the annotation of a GenBank genome assembly
AUGGAUAGGUACCAGAGGGUGGAGAAACCCAAAGCAGAUACUCCAAUUAACGAAAAUGAGAUCCGCAUUACCACUCAAGGAAGAAUGAGGAACUAUAUCACCUAUGCUACCACUCUCUUUCAAGAGAAAGGAGCUGAUGAAAUCGUUCUCAAAGCUAUGGGACGUGCAAUUAAUAAGACUGUAACGAUUACCGAGCUAAUAAAGAGAAGGAUUGUUGGUUUGCAUCAGAACACGGUAAUUGGAUCGACUGAUAUAACCGACACCUGGGAACCGAUUGAAGAAGGCCUUCUUCCUUUGGAAACUACUAGACAUGUUUCAAUGAUCACAAUUACGUUGUCAAAGAAAGAGCUGGAUACGUCCUCAACAGGAUAUCAACCUCCUAUACCGGCUGAUCAAGUAAAACCAUUAAAUGAAUAUGAAGAGGAAGGAGAAGGCUCACCAAGGAUGCGUGGAAGGGGGCGUGGUCGUGGAAGGGGAAGGGGCAGAGGUAGAGGAAUGUACAACAAUGGGGGUAUGGAAUAUGGUGAUGGUUGGGAUGGUGGACGUGGCUAUGGUGGCAGAGGGCGUGGCCGUGCAUGGGGUCGUGCUUUUCGGGGACGAGGACGCGGCUAUGGUUCCCAGCCGGUUGGGUAUUAUGACAAUGGUGAAUAUGAUGCACCACCUGCCUCACGUGGUCGGGGAAGGGGAAGGGGCCGUGGACGCGGUCGUGAUGCUGGACGUGGAGCAGCUGCUUAG